AGUUUCUUCUUCUCCAAGCUGCACUCCCCGCCUCGCGUCGCGUCGCGUCGUCCCCUCUUCCUUAUAGCAGGCCACACGCGCCGCUUCCAGAACUCUAGAAUUGAUCGGUCGCUGCCCUUCGUCUCGAAUCCAUGGGUUCUAGGGUUCUCUCUCGGGCUUCGAGGGGUGGCAUCGCCCGUCUCUUCGUCUCGGCUCAUUCGCGCAGGGAGCCGCCGGUUGGUGGCUUCCAUUCCCUGAGGGAAUCCGCUGCAGGUUCCGUUAUAAAGUAUGUUCCUUUUCAGCGGAGUCAGUUGUUGAGACAAUCAAUUCUCACAAAUACGACACUCCAAAGAUUUGGGUACUCGUCAUCUGCAUCUCCUCAGCCAAAUCAAUCAGUGGAUCAUGACAAUGAUUCAGAGAAUACUUCAGAAGUUGGAAACAGAACCGAUGCUGAUGAAUUUUCUGAUGAAAAACCUGAACUUUCAUUCGAUGAACUCGUUAAGCUCGUAGCAGAAAAGGAAGAAUUACUGAAGUUGAAGCACAAAGAAAUUGAGAAAAUGCAAGAUAAAGUUCUACGCAGCUAUGCUGAAAUGGAGAAUGUCAUGGACAGAACAAAACGUGAGGCAGAAAACGCAAAGAAAUUUGCCAUUCAGAACUUCGCUAAGAGCCUUUUGGACGUCGCUGACAAUCUGGGAAGGGCUUCAUCUGUUGUCAAGGAAAGUUUCUCCAAAAUUGAUGCUUCCAAAGACACUGUUGGAGCUGUGCCGCUACUUAAAACUUUACUUGAGGGUGUUGAAAUGACAGAAAAACAGCUUUCGGAAGUCUUUAGAAAGUUUGGAGUGGAGAAAUUUGAUCCAAUAAAUGAGCAGUUUGAUCCGCACAGACAUCUUGCAGUUUUCCAAAUACCAGAUGCUUCAAAACCACCUGCCACAGUUGCAGCUGUUUUGAAGUCGGGUUAUACGCUACACGAUCGUGUGAUUCGCCCAGCCGAAGUUGGCGUAACUCAAUCUCUUACUAAUGAGCCUGCCGAGGGUUCCAACGGGCAAGCCUAGUAGUAGUCAUGCCAUGGUAUUCUUGAAGUUGGGUGUAACUUGAGCUUUGAAUAAUGAGAAAGGGACUUUAAAUGUCGAAGUGAGUUUAGGAGUCUGUGAUUUGAAUGUUGUUGUACAAUCCUCUGACCCAUAGGUUUAAUUUGAUUACACACACCGGAAUCAGUAAGCAGAAAGGGAGUUGGUGUGUUGAUCGGAUUUUGUUUUGGGAAUUAGAUCAAACUAAAUUCAAGAAGAAAUUUAUGGUGCAUUUUCUUUUCA
Messenger RNA from Musa acuminata AAA Group (dessert banana), 1289 nucleotides. RefSeq names its product grpE protein homolog 2, mitochondrial. Gene Ontology annotation, cellular component: PAM complex, Tim23 associated import motor. The transcript has 6 exons. NCBI's taxonomy places the organism in Eukaryota, Viridiplantae, Streptophyta, Magnoliopsida, Zingiberales, Musaceae. Gene Ontology annotation, biological process: protein import into mitochondrial matrix; protein folding. Bases 132 to 1031 code for a protein of 299 amino acids. The record is from RefSeq and is a predicted model, not a curated record. Gene Ontology annotation, molecular function: protein homodimerization activity; protein-folding chaperone binding; adenyl-nucleotide exchange factor activity.